This is a messenger RNA of Drosophila santomea, 5263 nucleotides long. It is a transcript of the gene Nhe2, whose product is annotated as sodium/hydrogen exchanger 3. Gene Ontology annotation, biological process: proton transmembrane transport; regulation of pH; sodium ion transport. The record is from RefSeq and is a predicted model, not a curated record. Gene Ontology annotation, cellular component: membrane. NCBI's taxonomy places the organism in Eukaryota, Metazoa, Arthropoda, Insecta, Diptera, Drosophilidae. The transcript has 21 exons. Gene Ontology annotation, molecular function: sodium:proton antiporter activity. Bases 528 to 4454 code for a protein of 1308 amino acids.
UCCGUUCUCGACUGCAGAGAGCGCAGCUGUUUGUUUAUACAUAACCGGCUGGGUCGCGAAAUUCGAUUUUAUAUUAGAAAUUAUUUUGGAACUAUUCGGAUACGUUUCGGGAAACUGGAAAUAUGUAAAUCGACCCGAAGCAAGCCGUGUUUUUUCUUUACUUUUGAGUUUGUGAGUUUUUGUAGUGAAAAAACCAGAUACAUAUGUAUGUAUGUAUGUAUGUAUUUGCGCCUCUUUAGUCAAUAAAUAUUAAUGCACAUUGAGCAGUUGGACGGGCAUGAAUUAGAAAGCAUUAUUUAUUGCAAUCAUCUGCAGUGCGAAUCAAAACAAAAUCGGAAGCGCUCCGAGAGUGAGAAAGGAGAGAGUGAGAAAAGCAGUGAAAACGAAAUAACAGCCGGCUGAUUUGUUGCGGAAAAGGAAUACGAAGAGAGAAGAAGAAAAACGUAAAGAAACAUUACAGCUGAAAAAGGAACCUGGCUAAGUAGCAUGUAGUAUGCCAGGAUCAAAAAAGUGAAUAUAGCAUCAUAAUGAGCAUCCGCACGGAGCAGGAUUACGACAGUGCCACUCCGGCGCUGCAACAGCAAAUGAAUUUGGCCCGAAGAGCCUGCUGGAGGAUCAAAUCCUCCAGGUCGGAAUCCCUCUUCAAAACUAUAGUUUCUGCAAUAACAGAUACAGAUACAGUACCACCACCACCAUCAAAAGAUAAAAACAAAACGAGAAUAGAGCCACAGACAGCGCCCGCAAAACGCAACACAUUCUGCACAUCCUCCAACUGGAGGGAUAUGUUCAGCAAGAGGAUGCUGCUUAUUUGCGCCCUAGUCCUGAUCCUUGGAAUUGCCCAGGCCCGGCCCAACACGAUUGCUGUGGGAGUAGCUCCGGGAAAGGUCAGCCAAGAUAUUCUAAAUCCGGUCACCCAGCUAAAUCUGCGCCAGUCGACGCCCGGGGAUGCGGUAGAUGUGGGCCUGGAUCCAACGCCAUCGGUGAGGUUGCCACGUGCCGAGCCAUUGAAAUCCGGUGACCAGGAUGCCGGCGAGAGCCACAAAAUGGAGCGGUAUCCCCUCUCCAGUGUGGACUUUGCUCGGGUAAAGACGCCGUUCAUCAUCGGAAUCUGGAUCCUGUCGGCUAGUAUAGCUAAAAUCGGUUUCCAUAUGACGCCCAAGCUGCAUCUAAUAUUUCCGGAAUCGUGCCUCCUAAUUGUCGUGGGCGUGGUAAUUGGCGUGGUGCUCUAUUUCUGCACCGAUGUUGCCGUCUCCCCGCUGACUCCCAAUACCUUCUUCUUCUACAUGCUGCCACCGAUUAUCCUGGACGCAGGCUACUUUAUGCCCAAUAGAUUGUUCUUCGACAACCUGGGCACCAUCCUGCUGAUGGCGGUGGUCGGAACCAUCUUUAACAUAGCCACCAUCGGUGGCUCGUUGUACGCCUGCGGAAAGAUGGGAAUUUACGGGGAAAGCGAGACUCCGGGUCUAAUGGACGUGUUUCUAUUUGCCUCACUGAUAUCCGCCGUGGAUCCGGUGGCCGUUUUGGCCGUAUUCGAGGAGAUACAUGUGAAUGAGAUCCUGUAUAUUGUCGUCUUUGGCGAGUCCUUGCUGAACGAUGCUGUCACGGUUGUGAUGUACCACAUGAUGGAGUCCUACAAUGAGAUAGGCUUAGACAAAAUCAUCGCCCAGGACAUCGCCAGCGGCGUGGGUUCCUUUUUUGUGGUUGCACUGGGUGGCACUGCCAUAGGCAUCAUCUGGGGCUUUCUCACUGGCUUAGUAACCCGAUUCACCGAUCACGUGCGUGUCAUAGAACCCAUUUUCAUAUUUGUGAUGGCGUACUUGGCGUAUCUUAAUGCGGAAAUAUUCCACAUGAGCGGCAUUUUAGCCAUCACUUUCUGUGGUAUCACAAUGAAAAACUAUGUGGAAUCGAAUAUUUCACAAAAGUCGCAUACGACUGUUAAAUAUGCCUUAAAGAUGUUAUCCAGUUCGGCGGAGACCAUUAUAUUUAUGUUCCUAGGCGUGGCCACUGUGAACAACAUGCACGUAUGGAAUACGUGGUUUGUAGUAUUGACCAUUGCCUUCUGUUCAGUUUUUCGUGUAAUUGGUGUCAUUUUGCUAUCGGCCCUUGCCAAUCGCUUCCGUCUGCACAAAUUGUCACGGGUGGACCAGUUUGUAAUGUCCUACGGAGGAUUGCGUGGUGCAGUGGCCUUUGCCCUAGUACUGUUAGUGGACGAGAAUGUGGUCAAGCAGAAGAACAUGUUUGUUACCACGACGAUAGCUGUGAUUUACUUUACUGUCUUCCUGCAAGGAAUCACUAUUAAGCCACUGGUGAAAAUCCUUAAUGUGAAGCGCGCUAAUAAACGCAAGCCAACCAUGAAUGAGCGCAUUCAUGAAAGGUUCAUGGAUCACUUGAUGGCUGGAAUUGAGGAUAUAGUGGGCAAAACGGGCAACUACAAUGUGCGUGAUAAGUUCAAGCGUUUCGACAAUCGCUUCAUUCGUCCGCUGCUGAUCAGAGAUCUUAAGGGAGCUGAGCCGAAGAUCAUCGAGACGUACUCCAAACUGACAAUGCGCGAUGCCAUGGAAGUCAUGAGGCGAAAUCCAUCCACUAUUGGCCAGAUGACGGGAACCGAGUCUAUGAGCGCCCUUUUCCGGAAUUAUACCAAUAACUAUAUUGGCGGAAGGUGGGCACCGCCAACAAUAUACACCACCUGUCCCAGUCUAACAAAUCUAGACAAUACUUGCUCACGUAAUCUGGACAUGGCUGAGCUGGAUUAUAAUCCAUCUAAGAAGGAUCUGACCGAUGCCAGGAUACAUCAUCUUUUGGCCGAAGAACUGAAGCCUUAUAGAAGGGCCUCAAUACAAAUGCACCGUCGUCUUAGUUAUAGCCGACACGCAGUAGAUGACAGAGACUUGUCCACCCAGGUCAAUUACAAGAUGCAAAUGAACUUCAGGCGCAUGUUUAAUGAUCGAAAACAUCACAAACGCAGCAAACGUGGUGCCAGCAACAAGGAGGCCAAGGAGAACGUUAAGCAGAAUCACGUCUCUUUCCAUGACUUUCAACAAAACGGCACCACUAAGCAGCUGACCAAUGACUAUAUUAACAAUGUGCUUAAUGAAACAGCAGAAGAGUGCCAACAGAAUCCCAACGAGAUCAAUGUUGUUGGCCCGAGCGACGAUUGGGAUGAUGGCCUGACGUUCACCGCCAAAUCAUCACCUGACUCGGACCGUGCCAAUAACAAUUCCCUGAUAGCCCACAUACAAAACCUGCCGGGUUUCGAUGCCUCCAAGGCCCGUAUCGUCGUCCAGCACUAUGCGCCCAGGGCCGACGACAAUCCGGACACAGAUCUAGAGUCCCCGGAACAGGCCAUUGGGCCCACGGCCGCCGAAUUGAUAUUGCCGUGGCGGCGGGAUCGUUCAUACCAGAGCAUUGUGGCCGAACAUCCCAUUCCCGAGGAGGAUCGUAAUCUGUCCCGCGAAUCCGACGGAGAAAGGCGUGUGGCCACGCCUACCGCCACGGAAUCCCAGUUGCCUUGGAAACGGCAGGGUGACGAAUGCACGGAUGCAGUGCAGCAGAACGAGUUCCCCGCUUGGGCCUCCAACAAGGAGUACUUGGCCUACAAUUCCCCCAGUGCAACAUUCCUAGGUGGUAUAAACAAGCCUAAACAGCCAAAGUCCGUCAUAGGUCUCUUCCGACGUGAGAGUUCCAGCUCGAAGGCAGGGAGCGUUGGCAUCGGCAGCACAGGAGCCAUGGACUCUGCCGCCACUGGCUCCGACACGAUGAUGGUGCCCAUGUCCAGCCAGCCGCCCAACACUCCAUCGUCGUCCAUGCACAAUCCGCGGCUGGACAAGCGCUCCCAGUCGAUUUCGUCCAGUUCUCUGGGCGCCGGAGCGCAUCAGCUAGGUCCGGAGGGUCAUUCCGGCCCAUUUCCGAUUACGGCCAGUCACCGGCGAAACGUACGCAGGGGCUCCAUGCUUGAGCUAAGCGGAGACACAAUACCAGAGGAGUCGUCGUACCAGCAUGGACACUCCAAGUCCUUGUGUGAGCCGGCGGACUCGGAUGAAUGGGAGGGAGCACCAUUGUCCACAGCUGGUGGAGCGAACAGUGAGCUUUUAAUGCGAAUGAGCGGCAGGGAACCGCUCCUGCCACGCCCAUCCAACACGCCUCGUGCCCAGAUCCGUCGCAUGAACGCCGGUGCGGUUGGCGGGGCUGGCGUGAGUCAAGCGGGCCGGAAAAACCAGGUGACCAAGGCGCUGUUGGACUACGAGGAUUCCGAAACCGACUCCGAUGAGAAUGAUGAUGAGGACGAGGACUUUGAUUCCUACGAUGACGAAAACAUUGUGGUCACCACUUUUACAACACCGGCCUCGGGCAGAAGAUCGGGAUCUAGUCCAGGAUCCGGAUCAGAAGCCAACACCGCCACUACCACCACGACUAGCAUUAGGCUUACCCGCAACAACGACGAAAGCAUCAUUUGAGUAUCAAGCACGGAUGGCGACGUGGAGGACGAUCUGGAGGAUGACGGGCCAUCGGUCUCAGCACCACCAACUCACAAUUCAAAAAGUUUGCGGCUGCGUCUCUUCCCGUACGAGAUGUUCUAUUAACUAACUCCUAAGCACACAAUUAAAUGACCUAGUUCAUAAGCGAAAAAGUGGAAAAAAAAAAUAGUUUCAAAAAAAGGUUUAUAACAAAAAGCUUUAUAAUUAUAUUAACACAUAAAUCGGACAAAUGCUUAGAUAAGAGAGUAGCAAAAAUUGUAUAUAACACCAGAUUUAAAUAUCUUAAUUCAUUUCUUCUUGGUCGUUUCAGUCGCUUUUUCAGAUAUUUAACUUCCAUUUUGUGUUUAGUCCCAAUUAAUUGUUAUUUGUUCCACAAACAUAUAUAUCAAAAAAAUAAUUUAGUAACUUCAGUUGAUGUGUUCCAAAAUAACACGCAAGAAAACAAAUUGUUUAAUAAUUAACACAGCGUAGCCAAAGUUCAUGUUAAGCUUACAACUAAAGUUUAUUUCUUUACUUGUAAUUCAGAAAAAUUUACUAACUGAAAAUCACAUCGCGAGUAUGUGUUGCAUACAGUACUUAAGCGCGUACUUAGUUCUAUAAUGCUGAGUUUGGUUCCAUUUUAGCCUUAGUUAUUAGAGUUUUAAGCAAUUAAUUUCUAAAUAACCGCAGAGUUAGUACUAAAAAUAAUGCAGUAAAGUUGUUCUCAGCUGGAACUGUUACUAAACUUGCAUCAUUCAUCACUAUAAAUAAAGUUUAGGAGUAUUUCGAAACUGUUUUGGAAACAGCAA